Mus caroli (Ryukyu mouse) is the source of this 1085-nucleotide messenger RNA. RefSeq names its product olfactory receptor 10H5-like. Gene Ontology annotation, molecular function: G protein-coupled receptor activity; olfactory receptor activity. Lineage: Eukaryota; Metazoa; Chordata; Mammalia; Rodentia; Muridae. Gene Ontology annotation, cellular component: membrane. The record is from RefSeq and is a predicted model, not a curated record. Gene Ontology annotation, biological process: G protein-coupled receptor signaling pathway.
AUGGCUGUCAUGUUGGGGCUAAAUUACACCUUUGUGUCAGAGUUCAUCCUCAUUGGCUUCUCUACCUUCCCUCAUCUUCAGCUGAUGUUCUUCCUGCUGUUCCUGCUCAUGUACCUCUUCACACUGCUAGGCAACCUGCUCAUCAUGACCACCAUCUGGAGUGAACACAGUCUCCACACACCCAUGUACCUCUUCCUGUGUGCCCUCUCCAUCUCUGAGAUUUUCUACACCUUUGCCAUCAUCCCACGUAUGUUGGCUGACCUGCUCUCCACACUUCACUCCAUCGCCUUUCUGGCCUGUGCCAGCCAGAUGUUCUUCUCCUUCACAUUUGGCUUCACCCAUUCCUUUCUACUCACCGUCAUGGGCUAUGACCGCUACGUGGCCAUCUGUCACCCACUGCGAUACAAUGUGCUCAUGAGCCCCCGUGGCUGUGCCUGCCUGGUAGCCUGGUCCUGGGUUGGUGGAUCAUUCAUGGGGACAGUGGUGACAACAGCCAUUUUCAACCUCACCUUCUGUGGACCCAAUGAGAUCCACCAUUUCUUCUGCCAUGUUCCACCUCUAUUGAAGUUGGCAUGUGGAGAGAAUGUAUUGGAGGUGGCAAAGGGUGUAGGAAUAGUGUGCAUCACAGCCCUCCUGGGCUGCUUUCUCCUCAUCCUCCUCUCAUAUACCUUCAUUGUAGUUACCAUCUUGAAGAUACCAUCAGCUGAGGGUCGGCACAAGGCUUUCUCCACAUGUGCAUCCCACCUCACAGUGGUGGUUGUACAUUAUGGCUUUGCCUCUGUCAUUUACCUCAAGCCUAAGGGCCCCAAGUCUCUGGAAGGAGAUACUCUGAUGGGCAUCACCUACACAGUCCUCACCCCCUUCCUUAGUCCCAUCAUCUUCAGUCUCAGGAACAAGGAGCUGAAAAUAAGUAUGAAGAAAGCUUUCCUCAAGAAAUUAUUUCCACAGAACUCCUAAAGACAAUGGCUUACCAGUGGGAGUGUAGUAGGGAAAAAUUCUCUUACUCUUCUCCCUUUGUCCUUCCAUUCUGCUUCUCUUUUUCUAUACAUUCUCUUCUCCUCUCCUCUCCUUUUCUCUUUGUUCCU